This is a messenger RNA of Lymnaea stagnalis (great pond snail), 19052 nucleotides long. NCBI's taxonomy places the organism in Eukaryota, Metazoa, Mollusca, Gastropoda, Lymnaeidae. The record is from the annotation of a GenBank genome assembly.
GUUCAAUCUUUUGGGUGAAAAACGUCACAUCUAUAACAUCAACAAGUUAGGGCAUAUAUAGUUUUUUUUAUGGCAACUAAUAAUAAUAUUUAAAUUGCUCAUUAGCUGACAAUGUAAUAAUACUAAAGACGAGUUUUGGAGGUAACAUAUUGUACACUCUAUUCUUAACGUUUUUGGGUAGCUUUAUUUUAAGCUAUUUAUAGUACCCAAUAAGAGCAUGUGUCACAAGUGCUCAAAGGUUGCUAUGAGUUGAUUUAUAUUGCAUUUUUAAAUUACAAGAAAAUAAUUACAUUUCAUUUCAUAUAAUGACAUACUAUUUCUCUAAUUUGAAUUGACUUAUCACCCAGUCUGACCAUCCUUAGUGACGUAGCUAAGGAUGGAGCUGACUGGGGUGGGUCAAGAUUUUUGCCCCCCCCCCCAACCCCCACACGACAAAAAACAACAACCACAAAACAACAACAAACAAAGUCAGCAGCUGGCCGAAAAUGCCCCCCGUCCAUGUACUAAAUAAACAAAGUGCCGCUGCGGGUUCAUCGCCCCUUCACACAGAACUGAUCAGUGCCUAAAAUUAACAACGAAAUUUAGACGUUACAUGAAAUACUUUUUAUUAACUACAUAACGAGUGUCAUAGCUAAUAUCAUAGCAAACCAAGGAUGGUGAUAUCAAUCAUUUAAUUUCAUGUGUUAUUAUUAUUCUAAAUAAAAACAGUUUUACAGGAGCACAGUAGAAAGAAAAAAAAGUCAUUUAUUAAGUGGGUAGGCCUACCGUGUGCUGAAGGAAGCAUUGAGCAAAUAGGUCAUUAACAUAAUGAGUUAGAAAAAUAAUAACAUCAAAAUGUACGCAGCCCCUUUCUUUAGUGGAAACAUCGAAUGCUGCAUCAGAGACCCAGUGCCACCGUAGACCCGUUUCAAAUGUACGAAAGUGGGCUGAAGCAAAACGAUGGAAGCCUCAGCAGUCGAGCAGUCGUGGUAAGUAAGUCGUUCGACUUUGUUUCAUUUCUAAGCCAAUGCCGUACUGGAUUUUUGAGCAUUUGUUAAGAUUUAACCGCAUAUCCUAAGGAUUCUUUACAUCUCUUAGGUUUAAAUAAUGGGCACGCCUUUACAUUCUUGUUAAUUCUCCUUAAAACACACGAGGAUGGCAAAAUCAACCCCACCCACUCCCCACUGCUGUAAAUUAGCAACAUUACGUUAAAUAUUUAAAUACAAGAAUUUUAAUUGCGCUUGGAAAGUUUUAAGUCCAUUUUACACAGUUAAUUCCCUUUGUAAGAUAAAAUUAAGAGCAUUAAAAAAAAAGUUAAAUCACAACCACAGUUAAAAUUUUGCAAUUCUUUAUCUGGCAAAUUAUAUUUUUAAAAAAUCACUUAAUUUUUAAAUGAAACAGGAAAUAAUAACGAAUCAAACGAAAAAAACAACAUAAAUAAGUUUAAGUAAACAGUGAAGGUAGAGUAAAAAAACAAAACAAACGAUACCAACUGUUAUUACAGUUUAAAACCGACAACAAUUUAAAACCAUUUAAAAAAAAAAAAAACUCAUUCAAAUAAUAAAAGUAUAUUUUUUUUAUCAAUAUUAAAAAUAUUUACAACGGGAUUGUGGUGCUUCUAUUUAUAGCCCUUACUAUCUCCCCAAAAAAAAAAAAAAAAAUAAAUUUAAGUAAAAAGUGAAGGUAGAGUAAAAAAAAAAAACAAACGAAACCAACUGUUAUUAAAGUUUAAAACCGAAAACAAUUUAAAAACAUUUAAAAAAAAAAAAAACUCAUUCAAAUAAUAAAAGUAUAUUUUUUUUAUCAAUAUUAAAAAUAUUUACAACGGGAUUGUGGUGCUUCUAUUUAUAGCCCUUACUAUCUCCCCCCCCCCCCUCCAACCCAUUUGCCAUCGAACAAUUUUUACACAAUCAUAUCGGCUUUAAAUUAUGACAGAUUUUCUAUCAACACAUACUCCAUUAACAACCAUCUAGUUUGGUAUGUAUUUCUAUGUCUAAGGGUCUACCGAGCCGCCCCCCGACUGGUCGGGAGAAGACCAUGUCACAAGAAACGUCCGCGAGGCCGUUCCAUCGUAUAGAGAGGCCUCUCUCCAGCCCACCACCGAGACUUAAGCUGAGGUUAGCUCUUGGUAUGGGAUGUUUUACUGGGAGUUGUCUUGCCGUGAACCCAGCCUCCGGUACCUUAGCUUAUCCAGCUUCUGGCGUCACCGUGCUUCUUGAUAUAGUCAACAGCAAGUACGUACUUAAUAUGAACGCGGAUAAAACCAAUUUCUGUUCGAAACAUUGAGCCACAUAAACAUUGAGCCACAUAAACACUGAGCCACAUAAACACUGAGCCACAUAAACACUGAGCCACAUAAACACUGAGCCACAUAAACACUGAGCCACAUAAACACUGAGCCACAUAAACACUGAGCCACAUAAACACUGAGCCACAUAAACACUGAGCCACAUUGACAUUAUUGAGAUUUUCGAAAGCAUACGUUUUUAUUUCUAUUUUUUUAUUUUAUCUGUUGUUUCUUGUUUUUUAUUUGCGGAAGAAGGCAUCUCGCCGAAACUUCCGUUUAAUUCUCCUUUCACUUCUCUUCACCUUCAAGUCUAAACAUAUCUCGUUCCACUAUAUAUUUACAUCACAUCAUUUCCAAGGGUAUUUAAUUAAAGCCACGACUUUUGGGAUUGCUUUAAAGCAGAGCUGGAGUUGCAAAACGGUUCGGCUUUUUAUAGUAAAUUAACAACAUAAUAUUUAAAUUAAACAGUUAUAAGGCCCUUUUCGAGGAUGUGAAACAAGACAGAAUAGAUGGGAAUUAAAAAGACAACCUCGUGGGAGAUGCUGAUCUUCUAUCGAGCGCCUCCCCAGCCGGCGGAUAGGGGAAAGCCCGCCAGAUAUGGAGGGUACCGGGGAAAUAAAAUACCCGGGGCGGACCAAAAUCAGCCCUACUGCCUUGUAGGAAGUGGAGGGAUCCACAAAGGCUAGGGACCUAACCCGAACAAAGGCAGCUACCCAUUGAGCUGUGAGGGGCAACCCCCCAAGUGGUUGUGCGCAAGGCCAACAACCCUGCCAUGUAAAAAAUCAUAGUUACAAAAGCACCGAAAAGAGUAACAAAAGACAUUUCAGUCCUGGGAGAGGAUGGAUUCCUUGAGGAGGAAAAUAUGACGCCUAAUAGUGAAAGCCGAAACCUGGAAGCUAUUAAGCCGACAACCAUCAUCUCUACCAGGACUACCACCGUCAUUGGCGCUUGGAAUGUCCGCACCAUGUACGAGGCUGGUAAAGCGGCACAAAUAGCCGCUGAGAUGAGGAGCUAUAAGCUCACCAUUCUCGGAAUUAGUGAAGCAAGAUGGACUGGAUGGGGACAGAAGAGAUUAAUCUCAGGAGAGAUGGUGAUAUUUUCGGGACACGAAGAAGACAAUGCCCCACAUACCCUGGGUGUUGCUAUGAUGCUAUCAAGGGCAGCACAAGGAGCACUCAUUGGAUGGGAGGCCCAUGGACCUAGAAUUCUUUUAGCAACCUUUCGAACAAAGAAACGUAGCAUCAACCUAGAUGUUAUACAAUGCUACGCACCAACUAAUGAAAGUGAUGAAGGAGACAAAGAAGAAUUCUACAAUAGAGUAAUGACCAUAGUCCAGGAUCGCCCACGGAGGAACAUCGUCAUCCUCAUGGGAGACUUUAAUGCCAAGAUCGGCAAUAGCAACACAGGGUACGAAGAGGUUAUGGGACAGCAAGGGAUAGGCGAGAUGAACGACAAUGGUGAGAGGUUUGCGGACCUAUGUGCCACAGCUGACCUGGUCAUAGGGGGGAGCAUUUUCCAGCACAAGAGGAUUCACAAAGCUACAUGGGUCUCUCCGGACAUGAGAACGAUGAACCAAAUAGACCAUGUAUGUAUUUGUAAAAAAUUCAGGCGAUCUCUCCAAGACGUACGUGUUAAGAGGGGAGCUGAUAUUGCCUCAGAUCAUCAUCUUCUUGUGGCCAGGAUGAAAUUAAAACUAAAGAGACAUUAUACCGAGCAAACAGCAUACAGGACUCGGUAUAAUACCUCCCUCCUGAAGGACCAAGCCAAAAAGGAAGAAUUCAGAAUCGCACUAUUCAAUAAGUUCCAAGUCCUACAAGAAAUACUUGAAGAUGAAACCACCGAAGGAAAGUGGCAAAGCAUGAAAGAAACAGUCCAGUCAACAUGUCAAGAAGUGCUAGGAAACAGGAAAAAGGCACACAAAGAAUGGAUGACAGCAGGUACGCUGAAUAAAAUAGAAGAAAGGAAAAGAAAGAAAUCAGAAGUGAAUAACAGCCGCACCCGAGCACAGAAAAACAAGUCCCAGAAGGAGUAUGCAGAUGCAAAUAAGGAAGUUAAGAAAAGCAUCAAGAGGGACAAGAAGGAAUUUGUUGAUAAACUUGCUAAAGAAGCAGAGGAUGCAGCUCACCAGGGGAACAUGAGGGAACUGUUUGAUACCAUUAAGACGCUGUCAGGGAAAUUUAGCAAGGUAGAGAGACCAGUGAAGGACAAAAUGGGAAACACCAUACCAAGUGAGGAGCAACAGAGAGGGAGAUGGAAGGAACACUUUGAAGAGCUCCUGAACAGGCCUGAACCAAGAAAUCCACCAGAUAUCCAACCAGCCGAUAAUGACCUGCUAAUUGACUGUAAUAGUCCCACCAAAGAAGAGAUUAGCAGGGCCAUUAAACAACUCAGAAAUGGAAAGGCUGCGGGACCUGAUGGCAUCCCAGCAGAGGCACUGAAGGCGGACCUGGAAACCAGUGUGGAAAUGCUACACCCUCUGUUUAUGAAGAUAUGGGAAGAGGAGCAAGUUCCUUCCGAUUGGAAAGAGGGAUACCUUAUCAAGAUCCCAAAGAAGGGAGACUUAAGCUCCUGCUCGAACUACAGAGGGAUCACCCUGCUGUCCAUCCCAGGAAAGGUUUUCAACCGUGUACUACUUAACAGGAUGAAAAACGCUGUAGACCCUCUGUUGCGGGACGAACAAGCCGGCUUUCGCACCAACAGAUCCUGCACGGACCAGAUAGCGACACUGCGCAUCAUUCUAGAGCAGUCACUAGAGUGGAACUCGCCGCUCUAUGUCAACUUUGUUGACUAUGAAAAAGCCUUCGACAGUGUUGACAGGCAAACCCUGUGGAGAUUGCUAAGGCAUUACGGGGUGCCACAGAAGAUUACUGAUAUAAUCAGAAACAUGUACGAAGGGAUAAACUGCCGAGUUAUCCAUGGCCAGCAGUUGACAGAUGCUUUCCAGGUGAAGACUGGUGUGAGACAAGGUUGCUUGCUGUCACCAUUCCUCUUCCUGUUAGCCAUUGACUGGGUGAUGAAAACAUCUACACAGCAGAAAAGAAAUGGCAUCCAAUGGACCUUGUGGGAUCAACUGGAUGAUCUUGACUUUGCUGAUGAUCUUGCACUUCUUGCACAUACUCAACAACAGAUGCAGGAGAAAACAAACAUUGUCGCAGCCACUUCUGCUAGCAUGGGUCUCAACAUUCACAAAGGGAAGAGUAAAAUCCUCAAGGUUAAUGCCACCAGUACAUCACCCAUUAUGCUUGAAGGAGAAGCCAUGGAGGAUGUGGACAGUUUUGUUUACCUUGGCAGCAUGGUAGAUAAACAAGGUGGUACAGAUGCGGACGUCAAAAUAAGGAUAGGAAAAGCAAGAGCAGCCUUCCAACAAAUCAAGAAUGUUUGGGUCUCUAACAACUUAGGCAGCAAGUUAAAAGUAAGGAUUUUUAACGCUAUGGUAAAACCUGUGCUGCUAUAUGGAGCCGAGACAUGGAGAACAACGGCCGUAAACCUGACCAGAAUCCAGUCCUUCAUCAACAACUGUCUAAGAAGGAUUCUCAGAAUUCACUGGCCAGACAAAAUCAGCAACCAGGAACUGUGGCAGCGGACAAAACAGAAACCCAUUGAGGAAGAGAUUCUCCAGAAGCGGUGGAGGUGGAUUGGUCAUACACUAAGAAAACCUGCUUCUAACAUAACAAAGCAAGCCCUGAAAUGGAACCCACAGGGUAAGCGGAAAAGAGGCCGUCCAAGAAACACUUGGCGCCGAGAAUUGGAGACAGACAUCAAGAAAAUUGGCCAUGAAUGGAAGAUCCUGGAGAAGCUGGCCCAGGAUAGAGAUGCCUGGAGGUCUCUCGUAGGUGGCCUAUGCCCUUGGAGGAACCGCAGACGCCGACGAUGAUCGGUGGAUGGCCCUCAUGGACGAGAAGGCUCAACAACAAAAAGACAACACCACAUGACCAUUGAAACCAUGAGUUACUUUCCCUUGUUUAUUCUUUAUACACCAGAGUUUCCCAAACCUUUUCUAUCGUAUACAUCCUCUACGAUUUUGUUUUUACUAGUCUGGGACCUCCUUAAACAAUUAGCAAUGCAUUAUAAAAGUGAAGACAGAUAUGGACUUAUCAUUUGCUCAUUGAAUUGCAAAGAUAACUGUAGAACUCAAAAAAUAAAUGUGUGACUCAUUACAUAAAUUAAAAUGUUAAUGAAGGACAGGUUUAACAAAUAUAGAAACAUUUAUAUCAUAACUUAAAAGUAAAGGGCUCUGUUGUUCUUAAAUCAUUUUUUUUCGUACUCCUGAACGGCCACCACGGCACCCGGGGUGGGGGGGGGGUUGUGGAGGGUGUAGCGGCGAAACCCCCAGGUUGGGAAACCCUAUAAAACACGUUUGUUUUGUGUGUGUGUGUGGGGGGGGGGUUGUUUCAUGACUGCCUGUUUGUCGGUCUGUCUAUUGGUCUGUCUGUUGGUCUGUCUGUUGGUCUGCCUGUUGGUCUGUCUGUAUCAAAUCCUACCACUUGUUGGAUCACAAUUUAAAACGUGUCUCUGCAUCUGUUGAGCACGUGGCCUGAUGUCUGGUAUAACUUUAUUGCUAUAAAACUAUUAGUCUAUACAUUAAAUGUUCAUAAACAUUCAGAAGUGUUAUCACCGACAGGCCGUACACAUUUCUUCUUCAUUAGAGUAUUACAAUCUGGUUUUGUCACAUCUCCGUCAUGAAAUACACAUCCCCUUUCGGUGGCUUAUUCUAGCAUCUUAAAAUAAUGUAUAGUUUACCAACACCAUUGACGAUUCAAUCAACUCUUGCAAGCAUCUGCCAGUCUCUUCUGGAUGGGUCUUAAAACUUACCACACUGACAGCUUCUGUCACACUCCAAAAUGGGUAAAUGUCAUUAUGGGUACGACUCUGACUGUAGAUACAAGAGCGCUGGUCGGUCUGGAGUUAUGAGUAUUCAAUGGGGGUGGCCAAUUUGCUUAUUUCUUGCUAUUUUAAGAUUUAAAAUUGAAAUCUAUUUUCAGAGGGCAAGUGGGGCGUAUAGGGUGCUGUAUGAAAGCGUAGGCGUGGGCGUGGCUUAGAGCAGCGUUUCCUAAAUUUUCAAAUUUGUAGGACCGGUGGACACGUUUCGAAACUGCACCAGGGACCAGAUUUAUUCUCUUUAAAUGUGACCAUAAAUAUUCCUGUUAGGCGGAUUUGCAACGUAGGGCUUGCGGAACAGCAUUUGGGAAACGCUGGCUUAAAUCAGAUGAAGCCAUUAAAAUUAGAAACCAGACUUUUGAAAAAGUAAAUCAAUUCAAAUACAUAGGAUCUUUAUUAAAUGAAAGAAACGAAUUAAAAAAAAAGAAAGAAAAGAAAGAAAUCAGCCGGUAACAGGGCAUACUUUAGUAGUCAGAAAAUAUUCAAAAGUAAAAACAUUACAAGAGAAAAAAAGUUUUUUUUUUAUAAAACUGUAAUCUGACCAGUUGUAACACAUGCAAGUGAAACUUGGACCCUAACAAAAACGGCAGAAAACCUAUUAAACAAAUGGGAGAGAAAAGUUCUCAGGAAAAUAUAUGGACCAAAAAAAGAUGAAUAUGGAUGGAGAAUACGAAGCAAUCAUGAAGUACAGUCUAUAUCAGGAUCCCACGGUAGUAGCAGAAAUAAAAAAAAUGGCUACGCUGGGCGGGACACUUAGAGAGAAUGCCAAAUGACAGAGGAGUUAAGAAGGUGCAUCACCAAAACCCCAGAGGAAAACGUAUCAAAGGCUGAACUAGGCUUAGAUGGAUGGAUGAAAUGGAAAAAGAAAGAUCUACAACAACUGGGAAUCCAGGCAUGGCAAAGAAAAGCAUUAAUUAAGUCUGAGUGGAAGGAAGUAGUGACGCAGUGCAAAGCUCUACAUGGGCUGUAGUGCCACAGGGAUGGAUGGAUGGAUGGUCUGAGUGGAAGGAAGUAGUAGCGCAGUCCAAAGCUCUACAUGGGCUGUAGUGCCACAGGGAUGGAUGGAUAGAUGGUCUGAGUGGAAGGAAGUAGUGAAGCAGUCCAAGCUCUACAUGGGCUGUAGUGCCACAUGGAUCGAUAGUUCAAAUCAGAAGUAUUCAGGACAGGGGAGAUAAGUGAAAGGAGGACAACUUAUUAAUAUAUUAUUUGUUUUAAAGACAAAAAUGAAUGCUGCAUGAAUUAUCUGCCUUAAUGCAUAUGACAAUUCAGAGUUUUAAUAAAGUUAGCCAAUUUAUAAGGCAGUUUGAUACAUGAGAUUAGCCGUAAACUACAGUGGACAAUUUCCAUGGACCAUUUCCUUUUACAAUUUACAUGGACUAUUUCCUUAGGCCUGGCACUUUCCAUUGAAAAUUCCGGACGACCACUUCCCGUGACCAUUUCCUUUGACAAUUUAAAUAAACUAUUUCCUUCAGUCUAACUAUUUCCAUUGAUCACUUCCCCCAUGACCAUUUUCUUGACCAGUUCCCUACAUAUGUUUCGAUACUCAGAUAGUGUUCUGUUUUAUUUUGUUCUCACAUUGACAUAUCUGUUGUUGGGAUUUAAUAUUCACUAUGUUGGUAUGAUCAUUCAGAUUCAAUAUUUGAGGAAUAGUAUUUAUUAUAGUGAACUUUUUGUAUAAUCGCGAAUUCCAAAUAAUAGAGGAAAAGUUUUUUUAAAAAUUGUUUUUAAAUACGCCCCUCCCCACAAACACAAAAAAAAAAACAAAACAAAAAAAAAACAAAAAAAAAAAAAAAAACCCCCCCCCCCCCCCCCAAAAAAAAAAAAAGAAAAAAAAAGCUAUACAACAAUUAGAAAGUAAGACCACAGAAUUUAUUGCUUUGGCCUUUUCUUCAAAUACCGCUUGCAACGGCACGUGCUUCUAUCACCAGGCAAAGGGGCUAUAUCCACCAAGCACAGCAGACCAUAUCGUGCGUGAAGUUUUCCCCAGACGGCAGCCUGUUGCUGAUUGGGGAGCUGGGCUACAUGCCGCCACUCCGUGUCUGGUGCAUCCAGCAGGAGAUGGAAGUGACCAAGUUUAUCGGACAUGAGUACGGAAUAGUGGGCGCGUCGUUCUCCAAAGACAUGGACCUGGUGGUUUCCGUAGGAACAAGGCACGAUGGUUUCAUCAACGUGUGGGGCUGGCCAAGUAAGAACAGGCUCGCUUGCAACAGAUUCGCCGGUGAGUAAAGAAACCAGAAGCUUGGCGUUUUUUCUUCUUCUUCUGAUACAGUUUUAGCACUGACCUGGUUUACACAGAGUCCUCAGCUUAGAGAUUUAUGUACAUUUUUGAAGGAAAAUAAAAACAGACACCACACAACAGUCCCAGGGACGGCCGUAUGGUUGCUGGCGACCUGGGCAAGCUUAUUUUUGGGGCCCAUUUAAAUUAUAAUAAUACACAUUUGUGCAAGGAAAAAACUGGGGAUUAUAUAAUGAGUUGACUACCUAGUUUGUGUGUGUUUUUUUUUUUGUUGAAACAAACAAUAAACAUAAAAUUCUUUGUUUUAAAUUAUAUUUGGACAGUAUGAACAAUUAGCAUACCUUAGGAAGUAUGAACUCUUAGCCUACCGUGAGAAGUACGAAUAAUUAGCUUACCGUUGGCAGUAUGAACAAUUAGCUUACCGUUGGCAGUAUGAACAAUUAGCUUACCGUGGGCAGUAUGAACAAUUAGCUUACCGUGGGCAGUAUGAACAAUUAGCCUACCGUGAGAAGUACGAAUAAUUAGCUUACCGUUGGCAGUAUGAACUCUUAGCCUACCGUGAGAAGUACGAAUAAUUAGCUUACCGUUGGCAGUAUGAACUCUUAGCCUACCGUGAGAAGUACGAAUAAUUAGCUUACCGUUGGCAGUAUGAACAAUUAGCUUACCGUUGGCAGUAUGAACAAUUAGCUUACCGUGGGCAGUAUGAACAAUUAGCCUACCGUGGAAAUUUUUUCCUUGCCUUUAGAUCAGCCAACCUUUUUAUUGCACUUUCUAUUUUUCUUCCAUGGCACCCACAUGUAAUGAUUUUUUUAUAAUUUGAAAGAUCGUUGAUGGCGCCCUUAGACACAUGGCGCCCCGGCUAACUGCCCGAGUUGCCGGUACCUCAUGCCGACCCUGCACAGACCCGAUUAGUUCAAUAAAUAGUGAUUUGAUUUACUAGUGUUGCUUCCAAUGCUGAUGAUUAUUAAUGAACUUAAUGUUUUAGACUUUCUUCUAAAGAGAAAACUUCUCUAUUUGUAAGUUUGGGCUCAAGCAUGGUGUUGUACUUGACAUAUGAAAUAGUUUAAAUAGACGCGCAACUCAUUAUUCUUAAAAACUAUGACACAUCUUAUGUACUCGAUAAAAACAAUCGCUGUCUAUCAAAAUUUUUUUUCAUCUGAGUUGAAGUGAAUAAUUACUCAAUAUCAACCACAGAGGGAUCAUGUUUUCCUAAUUAAUCACGCAGUUUUGUCCAAGCUAUACGACUGGACUAAGAAAUGCAAAGAUAUAGUCAUUAUUCUCACGCAGAUCAUAUUUUUUUUUCUUCCUUCUUCAACUUUCAGAAGACAUAUUUGCUAUGUCGUUCUCCUCGAGAGAUACGUUUUUCAUCACAUGUGGAGUGCACCACGUCAAGUUUUGGUACCCUGUGCCCAUCAAGAAAGAACCCAACAAAUAUUUCCCCUUGCGUCCAUACCUAAGUACACUUUAUGGCCGACCAGCCAUUUUGGGUGAAAUCAAAAACAGCACUUUUGUCGAUGUCGUCUGCGGCUCUGAGAGUUCACAGGAUUUCGUUUACUGCGUGACCAAGUGUGGCAUCGUCUGCAAGGUUCACAUUUUUUUAUAUUCGCUGUAACUGUACUGCCAGCUUGUCUACGCUUAUCUUAUUCGUUUGAAAACGUCCACCCAAUAGUUUUUUUUUUUUUUAAAUAGAUAGAUUUAAAUCCUCUUAUUUCUAUGAUAUUAUCCAUUGGAUCAAAGAUUCCUCACUAAUCGGGAGAUCAGAAAAGCAAUUUCGGUAGACACAAACAAUAAGGAGUUUAAGUCACAGAUUUUAAACAAGUAAAUAUUUAAGAAAUAUUUUAUUUCCUCAAUUUGGUAGUAAAAAAUUUCAGGAUAAAUAUUUUCCUUUUGUUGAAAAUAAUACACUUGUGGAAUUUAAACGAUUUUCGGAUUGAUGACCAAUAUGAACUAAUUGACGUAUCAAUUUCUUAACUGUUCAACUGCCAUGAAAUAAAUGGACAGCACAGUAUCAGUUCUUUUAAUUUAUGCUUUAAUAUUUGCUUCUGAGCAAUAAAGUUUAUUUGCUCGUUCAGAGUUAAAAAAAAAAUAUGCUGUGCUUCAGAAAUGUGCCUAUCCCCAGAGGCGUCACUAGGGUAGGUGUCACCCAUUGUGGUAAAUUCAUGAUGACAUCCUCCUCCCCCCCCCCCCCCAGUUUUCCGGUUUCGAUCCCCCACCCCAUACCAGAACUCUGCGUAUAGAAUCGUUUAUUGCAUAUUCGUAAUUUAGGCAUCAAAAAGUCCCAAAGGAACCUCCUCCUCUCCCCCCCCCCAGUUUUCCGGUUUCGAUCCCCCACCCCAUACCAGAACUCUGCGUAUAGAAUCGUUUAUUGCAUAUUCGUAAUUUAGGCAUCAAAAAGUCCCAAAGGAACAAAAGACAUUAGAAAGCAACAUCAGGUAACAGCUUUUUAAAAAUGCAACAAAGUUAAUUUUUAUUGAAAAAUUAAACUUGACAGUUAAAUUUUUACUUUCCUGGUCUUCAAAGAUACACACAAACGGUUCAUCAAAAUCAACAUUCUUCACUUGAUGAAUUUUCACUUGACAAAGUCGCCAAUAGCAGCCUCUAAGCUCGGACGGCCUAAAACUUAAUGUUAUUUGGUCGAUGGCUCUUCUUCUGUCUCUUUGAAUGCUCCCCCUGCUAAGCUUUUCAACUCCUCCAGACAUCACUAUGAUCCUCUCCCGAGACAGUCUUUUCUGUUUUAAACCUACUCUGAUGGCGCCCUGAUCUGUCUGUUGGCACCCUGCUCUGUCUUGUGGCACCAUGCUCUGUGACACCCCUAAUGAAUGAGAACUUGCGGGAUCAGUAAGACUAUACCGUGCUAACAUUUGCAUCAUUGUCACCAUGCUUCACUGAAUGUUCACCCUUUUCUACAGUUGUCAACAGGACGUGAAGUCAAAGUCUACAAACGUUUGCAAAACACGCAACUUUCGAGUUUACAAGUCCACGGCAAUCAGCUGAUGGUGGGGUCAAUAUGUGGCCAUGUUUACUUCUUCGAUGCCUUGACCCUGGACGUGAGUUCAAAGUUUCGUUUCAUUUCCACUUUAUUUUCGUUCUUUGUUUUUCUAUUUCCCAGGGGACACAAAAAGGAAUAAACACAUUUCCACGAGAGUUGUCCUUUACAACUAGUCGCCCCAGCUUGUUUAGAUGGUUUAUGCAUUAUCGAUCACUUAAUGGGCCAGUAACAGCAGUAGCAUUGCAACUCUUGGCCAAGGCCGAAGGUGGAUAUUAUAUUCCAAAUGGAUUGGACAGAAAUUUCACGCUACUUUGAGUUACGUCUAAUAUAUUUAAUAAACAACAAUUGAAGUGUAGCUAUUUCAAUAACGUCAACUUUUAAGUAUUUAUUUUACAGAUUUACUUAGCAUCUUGUAAUGCACGUAUCCCAUUAUCACUUUUAAAAUUAGUUUAUUCAGUGGAAAAAUCUACACAUUUUUUAAACAGAAUAAGAGCUAUUCAAAAACGCUUGAAAAUCAUGAUGUACUUAAGCGAUUUCCUAAGUCCAAUAAUCUUGGAUAUGAUACAAACUGAACAUCUCAUACACAAAGUUUCAGAAGAGCAAAUUAACAUUUUCUCUUUCACCGCAAGACAUCGCGUGUUAGUGAGACAUAUAACAAAAAGGGAACUGUCAAGUUAGCUUGCAUAAGCAACCGCUAAAUCAUUUUCAGAAAAUAUUGGUUAUCCUACGAAUUUGAAUAUCUAAAAAAUGAUUUAAAUCGAGGGUUCUUAAGGUUUUGUUUAGAGUGUGUGCAGAGCUGCAUCCCUCCUACCUUGAUUUCAAAACACAUUUCCCGCACCCCAACAAUAUCCUAAUAAAAAUGCAAAUAACCAUGAUUUUCUGAGCCUUCGCCGCACUCCCCUACACUUCUUACUGCACCCCUGGUAAAGAACUCCUGAUUGAAAUUAACAAAUGGUAAAUUUUUAUUUUUUAUUUUUUAUUUUUUAUAUUUUUUAUAUUUUUUUGUAUUUCAGUUCAAAGCAACUGUGGCACUUCCUCUUGACAUCUGCUUCGCGGAGCAGGUGAUAAAGAGUCAGACGAGCACACUAGAAGCCAUAGUGGACCAGCACAAGGCUAACAUAUUCUUAGCGUUAGAUCACUGUCACCACUUGCUUACGGCUGCACUGACCAACGGGAGCUUAUGUAUUUGGGACGUCAGCGACCUGUCGAAUAUCAAACAGAAGUAAGUCAAGUUUUGAGAUUGAAAACGAAAGAAAGGUUAACAUUUGGAAACGUUAAUGUCCGAUAGCUGAUGUCUUGUAAAAUAUCAGACGAAAGCCGUGACCCUGCUUUCCUGCUAAAGUUAAUACAAAGAUGCUGUAGCCAGUGGUAGGUACAGAAAUGUGAAGCCAGGAGGAGCGCGGGGUAGGAGAAACUUUGUUGGAUACCUCAGGGAACAGUUCUAGUGUUAAGCUACGCAUGCAUUAAUUUUUAGCAAGAACGGAUGGCCCACCACAUUUCAGCUACCAAAAGUUUAUUGUUUUCUGACAUUUUUAAUUCGACAGAAGAUUAUAAACGACAAUUCCAUUUUUAUAAACUAUUGAAACAUUAUUAAUCGGAGACUGUAGGAACGUGACCUAUUGCCACCCGCAUAACUAACUACGCCCCUGAGCGUACCUAUGUCUCAUGAGCAGAGAGCGUGUGUUUAAUGUAAUUACUAUGGCCCAUAAUUUAUUUUGACUAUAAAAUGACAAUCGAUUUUUUAAUCAAUUUAUUUUUUAUUUCUUACUAGAUACUAUUCUGUGAACCACAGUAAAGCGAUAACUGGGUUGGAUCUGAUGAAGUCAGGGGACAAAGCGAAGAACAAGGAGACCAUCGUCACCGUGUCUCACGACGCCACAGUGAGGCUCUGGGAGAUAGCCAUGUCCAAGGGGAUCUGCUGUAAGAGCAGCAAAACAAUUUAUACAGAAUUUGAUCGCAACGAGCCGGUCAUCGAGGAGGCACUGGGACUCCACGACACCAUCGACUCAUCCAUGGAUGAGAAGCUCAUCACCGCAGUCAAGGUAAGGGGGGGGGGGUUGGAAUCAUGGUGGCGGAGCAUUUGAAAGUGGGGUGCCCUUAGCUUCACAAGUCCGAGCUCUACCCAAUUUUGUUAUUCGUAACCAGUAACGCCAUUAUCGAAUACAGUAAACAAAAUGGUUAUAUAAGUGUUAUGCACUGACUUCUAUUUUGAGAAAUUAAUCUCUUAUUUUAAGUUAUGGCUCGUUCAAACAGUGCAUUAAAAAAGGACGAUACCAUAGAGAAAUACAAUAGCAAAAAUACGACACCGAAAACAGUACCAAUCACAAUUAAUAAAAUUUAAUUUAAUAAUAAUACAAUUAUAAAACAAAAGAAAUAUAAUUACAAAUGAUCGACUUAAAGAGUAAGGUAGAUCUUGUACCGGUACACAGUUAGUACAAUGUGCCAAUUAAAAAUGUACAAUGACGAAAUGCGCAUAAACACAUAUAUAAGAACACAAAGAAUAAUACACGCCUCGUAAAGUUACAAAUAUCUAUCUGAAUCUGUCGCUCUCUCUGUGCCUGUCAAUCCCUUAUAUACAUGGGUCUACCGACGCGUCUAGGAACGCCCUUACUUUUCUAAUUCAAUCGGGAACCUUCGACAAGAUACUAGUAGACCUACUAACCAUGUUUAAUUGGAAGCCGGUAGUAAGCAAGAUACAUCAAAGAGAACUUCAACCACGCCCACAACAAACGCUACCGUCUGCUAGGGAUCUAAUGUGGGGUGAAACAAAGUUCAAGCACGGGGAAAGUGUACUACAUAACAAUAAGAAUCCAUUAAUUGAAAAAAAAAAGAAAAAAUACAAAAUAGAUAUAUACGAGUCAAGGCGCCCCCCUACCCCCACCUAUGGCCGAGUGCUGUGUGGAAAUCGUGAACUGGAAAUGAAGUCAGUGCGUGCCCUCGAGUGAAAGUUUCAUUCCAUUAGAAGGCCGGUGUUAAAUGUGAAAAUCUUGUUAGCAUAAAGUUUAACUUAAGCUUGAAGUUUCGACAAGAAGGCGUUCAAUUAUUUUGUUAACAAUUGGUGUUAAAAAAAAUGAAAUGAUGUUAAUUCCCGGGUCACGGAUGGUCUGAACUUGUUUUGAAAUUUUGAGCGAAGUUACCUGGGCUUCAUGGUUCAUUGCCACGCAAAGCUCACCUGUGGUACGUUACUAAUGACAUAUAUCAUAGUCCCAAAAAGUGACAUGAGACGGUAUUGGCAAUGCAAAUAACAUUAAGUGCACAUUUAUAAACGGUUCAGUAUUAGAGGACACAACGUUGCUCAAAGAUCUGGCUCAAAAAAGACUAACAGAUAUUUAAAAAUAAAAUAUAUGUAUAUAAAUUCGAGUAAUAAAAACUGACCAAAUACUUUUUAACGAUUAUAUCAAAAUCUUGGGACAAACAAGCUCCAGUGUCCAGACACGCCACUUGAAGAAAGCUGCUAUAGAGCUUAAACAACCGUGUCCAAAAGACAGUUGAUAAACGCAAACAUUUUUAAACAGUGUGAACUUCAUGUUAAUAUAGAUAUUUUUCAUAAUAGCACAGAGUAAUGCUCUCAAAGAGUAAUCAUUUUUUUCCACUUUAAAAACCAUUCAAUUUCUCAGAUUAGCCCCGAGAGGGAUUACAUCGUAACAGGCAACUCGAGAGGAGCAAUUUCAGUUUAUACAACAUCCACAUUAGAAAACGUCAAAACGAUCCACCGCCAUACCAGGGGCGUAUCCACACUCAAUAUCUACUCCGGAUCGCGCCUUAAUUUAAGGGUGAGUGAGUGCACCAUGGCCAGACCAUCUCGUAGGACAAAUCUGAGAACACCAGUUAAAUGUCAUCUCAUUCAGAUAAACUUAUGCAAUCAUGAUCCCUAAGAUAUGUUUGUACACAAGAUCAUCAUACAACAAGACACCACAUGACACACCCUUUAGCUGAUGACAGAAAUAAACUUGGUAUUUAAUGUCUAUACCAAUGUCACUUUUUAUAAUUUAUAGUAGACUAUCACUGGCGAUGGUAUAAUUUAAAAUAAUUUUUUUUGCUUUUCUUCCUUCCUUUGUUACAUACUAUUUAUUAAACUGAUUCAUUGUAAGGAUUCAAGUACAAAUGAAUGUGAGAGGUUUUAUAUUUUUACCAUGAAAAAAAAUUUAUCAGCAGACAAAAUCAAUUUAAAAGAAGGCCAUUUAAAUACUUCUGUUCAUUGUUUUGUGCUCGCAAGAACCACGCGAAUUUGGACUGCAGCAAAUGUUUGUGUGUCUUCCAGCUACUGGCUAGUGGUGGGAGGGAUCGAGUCAUUAACAUCUUUGACAUAAACCACGAAUUCGUCUUGUUAAACACACUCAACAUCCACUCGAGUUCAGUCAACUCUGUUGCCCUUUGCUGUGUCAACGAGACCAUGACGCUUUUCAGCUCAGGUUUAGACAGGUAAGUUACUGCUUUCAGGUGCCGGGAAUAAGACUGGAACCAUACAUAAUAGGGUCACAUUCUUGAACAAUAAUAUACCCUUUAUUUGUGAAAAUUCGGCUGUGAGGUGACUGAGAGACAAGCAUUACCUGUGUUUGUACUUUCCAAAUAAUUUUUGUUUUUAAUGGCUUAGAUUCUGAGUGUAAGAAAUCAAAUAGAUUAAUUUUUUUUAAACUAACUUACAACCGGUUUUUCUGAUUUUUGAGGACUUUAAAUAACAUCCGGGUGGGUGGGAAUCAUUAGCACUUGACGGCAACUCGUCUAAGAGAAGAAGGCAAACUCUGAAUUCAAACCAGGAGCCAGAAUGAUCAAUAAAUUUAUCGAUGGCUCUCAAAUGUAGAAAAAAAAGAACCAGUCAAGUUGAAAAAAUAAUGAUCGCUACAUAAAAGGGGCUAUUUUUUUUAAAGAGAUUACCAAGUAGAGUAAUUAAAAGAUUUUUCUGACCUUCUCUACUCUGUUUAAAUGUGACUUAGGCUGUUAUGAUUCUAUGAUUGUUUUAACGCAAGAAUCUUUUCAUCUUUUCCCAAUCAGAUCACUUGUCAUGUGCAAAAGUCGCCUUGAGGAGGUCCCCAAAUUUAAACCAUUCCGCUGUCGCCACACGGCAUGCUCUGUCAUCGACAUCGUCGUGUGCGCCAAGGAGUGCUUGAUAGGAGUCGGUCGAAUAAACGGAGAAGUCAGCAUCAUAGACGCCGGCACCUGCAAGGAAUUCAAACGGUACAAUGUUUGCAUCAAUGAAAGUGCUCGCCUUGAGAAGAUCCAGAUUGACCCGGGAACCAACUUGAUGUUGUCUGCUUGCACAGACAGAUCCAUCAACGUGUUCAGUUUCUCGCACGGUCUGCUCUUAGCUACAGUGCACGGCCACGCCAAGAGCGUUAGCGGGCUGCACUUCUCCCACAAUAUGAAAUUCAUUGUUUCGACAUCGAAAGAUGGCUGCGUUUUUAUCUGGGGCCUGCCCAACAGGGUGCUGCAGAACGGGACAAGACUCUUGAAACUAGGAGUGCAGGCCUUGGCCAAAACCAUCGAGAUCUCAAACUCAGAUUCCAAGGUGAACCAAAGGAACAACGCCAUCCAGCUGCCCGACCUGGAGAUAUCAACCAAACACAGUCCUCUGGAGUACAUCGCGUCGGCCAGGAAGAAGAUGCAACGAGUCGUCACCGUAGAGAUAGGGAAGACUCCCAACUUCGCGUACAAACAGGAAGAUGGCGAAGAGGACAACAGCGAAGGUUUUAUUGAAGAGUUUUCUCUCACAGAUGAUCUCAUUAAAAUGAAGUUCGAUGAGAGGUGUAGAGGCUUCUCCAAAGAUGCACGAAAAGUCUCAGUGCCGCUGAUCGGUACAUCCGACACCCGCGUGUUACAAAAAAGCACUUCGGACGCCAUGUUCAGCGGGAAUACCGAAGAGAGGAGCGGCGAUUGCUUCCUGGCGCCGCCACCAACCUGCGAGACGCCGCCUGUGUUCAUCGAAGAGGUUGACAUGGAUCAAAGUACUAUAGAAAAUGUAUUACACCCAGAUGGGUCUAUCGACGAGCCGAUGGAGCUGCAAGAAACUGGCUAAUUUGUCAACAGGUCUUCUUUGAUAUAAAGUAUGAACAGAGAUGUCAUUUCAUUUUGAUUUUACAUAAUCAUAGUGUUAGUUUGGGUGAAGGCAUAGCUGUAUUACAAGCUGUGCCAUUUUACAUAUUCUUAAUUUCGUAAAUGAAUUCGUUUGAUGUCUUAGGCUUCACUUUGGGUUGGUCCAAAUGGUGCAAUGGAAACCUUUUUUUUUGCCAUAGUAAGCGAGUAAUGAUCUCUUCAAGAUAAAGAACCGAUGAAAUCUGUCUCCACAUGCAGUGUUAGAAACCGUGAAAUCCCAUCCCUUGAUUUCCCCCGUGAUUUCGUUUCUUUUUCUGAAAUUUUUGAUUCAAUCAGUAGGACUUCUCAAUUUCAGCAGCGUUGGAGCUUAAAGGAAAAUCACGUUUUAAAAACUACUGUGUAACGUGUGGUAGCUACUUGUAACCAGCGUAAUGCCAAACUGCUUAGCGCAUGAAAAGUAUUAAUUGACUUUAUUAACAAAUGACAAAUACGACUGCCGAUGAAGCUCGAAGUGUCCAAGCUCCCAAGAGGGCUCCAAUGAAAAUGAUAAUGUUAUUUACAUGCUUUAGAAAAAAAAAAGGCGAUAGGAAGAUUGGCAACAGAGGAACUGAAGCUUUUUGGUGCAUCUUGAGUGGAAUCUAUGUGUCUCGUGU